Molecule: messenger RNA, 531 nt
Organism: Prorocentrum cordatum
Lineage: Eukaryota; Dinophyceae; Prorocentrales; Prorocentraceae
Source: the annotation of a GenBank genome assembly
AGGCCCUGGCCCCGGCCGCGGGCGGGGCCUCGCCCGACCCCGCCAGCCCGUCCACGGACGAGCGGUGCGCGAGGAAACUGUACCCGAGCCCGGGGCCCGCCGAGCCCGCUCGCCAGGCAGCGGUCUCGGGUGCGCUCUGCCGCGGCGCCGGCAGGCCAUGUCAGGCCGCGGCCGGGCCCGCGCCCGGGGCUCCCGCGGCGGGGUCGUCGCCGGGCUCCGCCGCUCUGGCGGGCUGCGCGGAGGAGGCGGCGCCGCUCGCCGUGACCCCGGCAGACCUCCGGGCGAGACCCACGCCCUGCAGGCAGCGGCCCCAGCCGCGGCCGCAGCCGCCGACGCCCGAGCGGCCGGCGCCGCCGCCGCAGCAGCCGCAGCCGCAGACCGCGCAGCCGCCGAGGCAGCGGCCGCACGUGCCGCCCCUGCAGGCCCUCCAGCAGCCGCCCCCGCAGCGCUGCCAGCAGCAGCAGUCACAGCGAGGUGACGCCGCCACGCCGGCCUACAUUCGGCUCUACCAAUCCGACGCGGAGCGCAGGA